Messenger RNA from Rhopilema esculentum, 2434 nucleotides. Its product is annotated as thioredoxin-like protein 4B. Gene Ontology annotation, biological process: mRNA splicing, via spliceosome. Gene Ontology annotation, cellular component: spliceosomal complex; U4/U6 x U5 tri-snRNP complex; U5 snRNP. The record is from RefSeq and is a predicted model, not a curated record. Lineage: Eukaryota; Metazoa; Cnidaria; Scyphozoa; Rhizostomeae; Rhizostomatidae.
AUAAUCCUGUGCUCUCUCUUUUUUACUCGCUUCGUGUCGAUCAAGAAAUCUUUUGUAUUAAGAAGAAAAUUAAGAAGAAACCUUUUGCAAGGAAGGGAUGCUCUGAAUCUGCAAAUAGGAAUCCUAACGGAAUGUUUGACAAAAAUUGACAAAAUUUUGAUAAUAAAUUAACUACUGAAGGACCCUGAAGAACAGACGAAAAAACUCAAAGUUAGCUACCUACAAUCCUUGAUGUAUUUUUCCAACAUUUUCUUUUAAAACCUUUUUUAUCGCAUUAUAAAGACGUUGAUUCUUUUCAAACUUAUGAAAAUCGUACAAACAACACUGCUUUGUCGGGGAAGGGGCGAAACAUCAACAAGUCUUUUGUAUUUUUUGUAUUUGUUUCUACCUAGCAUCCGGCGGUAGUUUUAGGAUACUGAGAAGCUAAUGCUUAUCGAGCAGUGUCCUGGUCCUUCCUCUCGAUGUAACCACACCUCGUGAUUCCUAUGCCUGGAAUUACAGAGAGCUGGCGACUCUCCUCACUCUGGGUGAAAGUUUGGUCAUGCUAGGGACUCGAACGACGUACCCUUGGGUCUGUAGUCAGCGCCUCUAACAACUGAGCCAGUCUCACAAUUUUGUGAAUGAUUGUAGCCUUGUACCCAUGCGCGUUUCGAUUUUUUUAGAUUAAUUUUUAGACUUGAAUGUAGUAUACAAAAUAAUGACAAAAAAAAGAAAAUAAAGUAAUAAUUAGGGGGCAAAAGUAUGAAAGGAUGGGUAUCUUGAUAUUCUUCGAAUAAUUGGAUCAAUUUUCUCAAAGUUGUUUUCGUCAUUUGAUUUGGUAAGUAAGCUAUAAUUUUGGAUUUAUUUUUCAUUAAACUCAUUCUUAUGAGGUUGCUAUAAUGGGUAUAAUGAAGAUAUGUUGUUGCUGUUGUUGCGACUGUUGCCAUUGCUCUGCAUUCGGUGGGCCAGGCCAUGAGUUUUUUGCUAAACAGUCUUAAGGCAAAGAAAGAUAUAGAUAUUGCCAUCAAGACCACCGUCGACAAAGUUUUGGUUUUGCGAUUUGGCAGAGAGAACGAUGCCGUUUGCCUGCAGCUGGAUGACGUGCUCUCAAAGGCAGCUCCAGAUCUGGCACGAAUGGCUGAUAUUUACACUGUUGAUGCUGACAGCAUCCCUAUUUAUGUGCAAUACUUUGACAUAACACUUAUUCCAGCAACUAUAUUCUUUUACAAUGGCCAGCACAUCAAGGUUGACUAUGGGACUCAAGACCACACAAAGUUUAUUGGUGCUUUCAAGAAAAAACAAGACUUCAUAGAUCUAGUAGAAGUGAUACUAAGGGGGGCCCUGAGGGGAAAGCUAAUAGUUCCAUGCCCAAUUGACCUUGGAGAUAUACCAAAGUAUUCUUUAAUAUACAAAGACAUUUAAGUUUAUUUGGUAAAUAGGAUGUAAAAUAUUUAACCCUGUAUACUUGUAACUAAAUAAAGCAUUUUCUAAUGGUAGCGUUUUAAAGAGUCUUGCAAAAUGAUAAGCUUUACAAAUCAAAACUAUUUAAAUAUAUCUGCGAUCAGCAAUUGAUUUGAGCAGAAUUUGUUCUUUCUAAGAUCUUGCUAUGUUUGUAACAACUAAUAAGUGUGCAAAACAAAAUUUUCUUUGACAUGGAAAAUAGUAUAAUGCAGUGCUGUCAGAACAAAACUCAUAAUGGAGGAAAGGAUGUUGGCCAUUAUAUUCCUUCUCAUUUAUGUGUUUGUUGUUGUUUAUUCUUGACACAUUGCUGUGUUCCUUAUUUACCUUGUUGUAAUUGAUUUUUUGAUGCAAGAAUUCAUUAGAGUCUGGCACACAGCCUGCUAUUGAGGCCUUUCCUUUAUUCACACAAAUAUAUUACAAUUUGACAAUUUUUUUGGGGGGGGGGCUCCAGCCCCAGUCCUCUAGCUCUGACAACCCUGCAAUGUGAAGAAGUUAUUUGGAAUAUACAGUAUAAUCCAGUUAUAACGUACUUUAAGGGACCAGCGUAUUAAGAACGUUAUAUCUGAAGUAUGUUGUAAAGAGGGUAAGUUAAAAUUGAUUAAAACCAAGCACACCUUUUUUCGAGAUCAAGCACACCAGUAUGUUAUAUCCGAAAGUACGUAAUAACCGAGUAUGUUAUAACGGGAUUCUACUGUAAGUGACUUCCACUUUUUGUGGAUUAGGAUCCAGGCAAAUUUUCUUUUAAAAGGUACAUGUAUGUUGGAAAUCUUUACAGAAACAAUUGUAACAACAGUUAGAUGAUUAUAUUGCUUUGUAUAUACAUGUAUGUGUAGUAACACCUUACUUUCAUAAUGAAGUUUGAAGUGUAUUCUAAGCAACAGUGUAUUCAAGACCAGAAAGUUCUAGAGUAACACUUAUUAAAACUAGAAUGUUUUUGUAAUUAGCUUUUUUAGGACCUGUUCAUAUUAGAGGGUAAUUUAAGAUUUGAUCCAGA